CUCACACGUCCGCGCGGCGCAGGCGCGGUGGCGGCGGGGCCAUGGCGAACGCGGCACUGCUGCCCCCGGAGGCGCGGACGCCCCCUGGCGGCGGCCCCCCGUCGGGGCCAGGCAGGGCCGAGGGCAGCGAGGGCACCGAGGGCCUGUUCGUGGUGCUGGGCGCCGGGCUCGCCGCUGCCAGCCACCCGCUGCUCUACGUCAAGCUGCUUGUCCAGGUUGGGCAUGAGCCACUACCUCCAGCCAUUGGAAGAAACGUGCUGGGAAAGAAAGUACUGUACCUGCCUGGCUUCUUCACCUAUGCUAGCCACAUUGUGAAAGUGGAUGGGAAAAGAGGCCUCUUCCGUGGUCUUACUCCUCGCCUCAUCUCAAGCACUUUAUCGACCAUCACCAGGGGAAGCGUGAAGAAGGCCUUUCCACUGGAGGACAUGGAGCAUGUUUCUAACAAGGAUGAUAUGAAGACUUCCCUUAGGAAAGUGGUGAAAGAGACAUCUCACGAGAUGAUGAUGCAGUGUGUCUCUCGGGCCGUGUCACAUCCACUGCAUGCUUAUGUUUCUGUUCUCCUAGUGAUCUCUAUGCGCUGCAUGGUCCAGUUCAUAGGCCGGGAAGUCAAAUACAGCGGCGUGUUCAGUGCCAUCAUCAGGAUAUUUAAGGAAGAAGGGAUUCUGGGAUUCUUCGUUGGUGUAGUCCCUCACAUCCUGGGGGAUGUCAUCUUCCUCUGGUGCUGCAAUCUCUUGGCUCACUUCAUCAACACCUACGCAGUGGACGAUAAUUUCAGCCAGGCAUCGGUGAUCCGGAGCUACACUAAAUUUGUGAUGGGGAUUGCUAUGAGCAUGCUGACAUACCCAUUCCUUCUUGUGGGAGACCUCAUGGCAGUGAACAACUGUGGGUUGCGUGCUGGCCUCCCUCCCUAUGCACCCGUGUUCACAUCCUGGAUCCAUUGCUGGAGGUAUCUCAGUGCCCAGGUGAGGGAGUGGGGUACACACAAGUCUUUGGACUCCCUCUGCUCUUUCCCAAGGGCUCUGCACUGCCCACUGAGUACCUGUGCUGCACCCUUUAUCUGCUCGGGGCAGCUGUUCCGUGGCUCCAGCCUGCUAUUCCGCAGAGCGCCUGUGCAAGCAGCUCGCUUCCCCAUCGACUGACCCCAGCUUGCAGGGAGAGGCGAUGAACCUGGAUUCUUCAAAAGACCUUAAGAUUUUUCCAUAUAUAUAUAUCUGUUCUUUUUGAUCCAAAGGCUGUGGUGCCAGAACAAGACACUCUUCAGCAAGGCCUGCAAAAAGUUGACCUGCAGAGAUCUGGCUUCAGGCUCCAGCUUGAUCAAAGUCCCAUUCUCAUGGCUGCCUUGACCAGAGUGCAUAGAAGAGUUGUUUCUUUGUUCUGGGCUGUGAGUCUGGAGUCACAGAGGAAGUCUGGGAAACCAGAAAAUGCCCAGGUACUAAAUGAGCCUGAGAUGCCGGGACAAAAGACUGCUUUGUUCUGCCUGAGCUGAGAAGCAGCAAGAGAUCAAAGGCUGCCUUGCUGAGAAAGCAACAACACCCCA
Molecule: messenger RNA, 1537 nt
Organism: Oxyura jamaicensis (ruddy duck)
Lineage: Eukaryota; Metazoa; Chordata; Aves; Anseriformes; Anatidae
Gene: MTCH1
Product: mitochondrial carrier 1
Exons: 12
Coding region: 42-1139 (365 amino acids)
Biological process (GO): positive regulation of apoptotic process
Cellular component (GO): membrane; mitochondrion
Source: RefSeq, a predicted model, not a curated record